AUGAACAUCGAUCCUCAGCUGCGAGGUUCGCCUCCCAAACCACGAGACUCUUUCCAAAAUGGCGCCGCCACCACCGCAUAUUCUCCUAUGCAGCCGAGUCCCAAUAAUUCAUACCAAUCCAUCGCAACUCCCAAUUACUACUCCAGCCACCCACACACUCAGGAUAGUCCGGAUGAUCAGAGUCCCUCGGCCAAUCCCAACGAUCCCAAUGACCUGAAAAGACCCAGAGCUUGUGAAGCUUGUCGACAGCUGAAGGUCAAAUGUGAGCCCGAUGACAAUCAUCCCACGGGCUCCUGUAAGCGAUGUGCCAAAGCAAACAGACAGUGUGUUGUCACCCAACCCAGCAGAAAAAGACAGAAAAAGACCGACAGCAGGGUGGCCGAGCUCGAGAAGAAAAUUGAUGCUCUCACUGCCACUUUAGCAGCACGGGGGGGCAAUGACGCAGAUCAUGUUGUUGACAAUGCCCGCUCCAUGUCUCUUUCACAACCUGCCUCAAUACCCCGACCAUCUACCUAUCCUGAGCCCUGGCAACCCCCACCACCUGUGGCACACCAGUCACCUCAGUCCCUCCAGUCCAUCAAUCAGGGUGUCAAGAGAAAAAUCGCAAACGAAUAUGAUUACUUUGGAGGCGAACUGCACAAAGCCGGGGCUCCUCCCUUCAAAGCCGCCACUCCGGCUCCUCAGUAUCAAGCAUAUCCAGAACUAAUCAAACCCAAAGCCGAGUCUGAUGACUGGUCGACUUAUGAUGCCGUGGAAAGAGGUCUGGUCGACCUGAACACAGCUCGAAAGUGCUUUGAACGCUACAUGGCAGAAAUGUGCGAUCAUCUACCUUUGGUCGUGUUCCCGGCGGGUACCACGGCCGAUGACAUCCGUAAGACUAAGCCAAUGCUUUUUGCAGCAGUAUUGGCGGUAGCUGCAGGUACUAUCAGGCCAGAUCUGCAACCCAGUUUGAUCAACGAGGUGACCAAGGUCAUGGCUGACCGCGUCAUGUUCCGGGGAGAAAAGUCUCUGGAGAUGGUCCAGGCCAUGCAGGUCAUGACCUGUUUCUAUCAACCUCCUGACAAGUACGAAGAAUUGAAUUUCAAUCAGCUCAUUCACGUUGCCGCGGUCAUGGCUAUGGACAUUGGCAUGGGCAAGAGAGCCAGACGAGGAGGCGGCGGCAUCUGGAGACCAUAUCAUGACAACAAACGCCCACUAUCUGACCCUAAUAGUGCGGAGACUCGCCGAUGCUGGCUAGGUACUUAUUACAUGUGCUCCAAUUCUUCAAUGUCUCUCCGCCGCCCCUUGCUCAUUCGUUGGAGUCCAUACGCCGACGAGUGUAUCGAACUACUCACUACGGCCAAAGAUGCUGUGCCAUCAGACAGGUGGCUAUGUCACCUAGUACGGGCUCAGCAUAUUUCAGAAGAUAUUGGUCUGGAAUUUUCAAUGGACGAUCCAGCUUCACCUCUCUCAUUGACCGACCCGAAAACUCAAUAUCACUUAAAAGCUUUCGAACGACAACUUCGAGAAUGGCAUGAUGCUGGUAGUCCAGACCUCAACAAAAAACCCAUCAUCCAACAUACAGAAGGUAUCAUCAAUUUGUACAUGCACGAAAUUGCCAUGCACCAUAAUCACAACAUUGACGACUUUCGACCACCUUUCAAUGCCACUCCAAUUGAAGGUCCCCCUGAUCCUGAUAAUGUCACUCCGGCUCACAUUGAGGCUUUGACUACCUGCAUACAUUCCGCACAUACGACUUUUGAUGCAUUCCUAUCUAUGGAUAUCAACAUGUUACGAUGCCUUCCUACUCUAUUCUUUGUUCGGAACUCUUAUGCUGCCGUUGCCCUGAUCAAGAUGUACACAGCAGUAUCUGCCAAGGGCUCCAAAUUCGGCACCAUCUUCAAAAAGGAGGACCUCAAAGUCGAAUACUACCUUGAUCGGCUAAUCGAAACCCUCACCAAGACCUGUGAAGGCGGACUCAGCAGGGUCGCUCAUAAGUUUAGCUUGAUCUUCAACAUGCUGAAAAGUUGGCACAUGAAACGCACCGAACCCUACAAUGGUGACAGCAAUCCUAUCUCACGCCAGAGAACACCAAUGGGGCGAGGCAAUGCUCAACAGGUGUACAAAGCUCUUCCCCCUCAACAGGAUCCUGCAAGCUUAGCCUGGACUAAUGCACAGCCUCGUGGAUCAAUUGAUCAAAACACCCAACCCCACCAGCAACCCAGAAAUGGCCUUCAGAUGCUCUCUGAGGCUGCCAUGGGACCAGGACCGCCCCCUCCAACUGUAAUGGCGCAACAUCCACAAGCUCAACAAUGGAUGCCACAACAACACCCUCUUGGUCAAAUGCUACCUGGGGUUACAGAGAUGUCAAUGCAACAUCCAGGUAUGAUGGGCUAUCCCAUGCCUGAACUAGGGCCGAUGGACUUCACCUCUGACGAGCUGAUGGCCUUCGGCUUUGGUGACGAGUUCCUGGCGAUGAAUUUUGGAUUCGAACAAGGCAAUUGGCCUAUUUGA
This is a messenger RNA of Exophiala bonariae, 2493 nucleotides long. RefSeq lists its product as uncharacterized. Gene Ontology annotation, cellular component: nucleus. The transcript has 2 exons. NCBI's taxonomy places the organism in Eukaryota, Fungi, Ascomycota, Eurotiomycetes, Chaetothyriales, Herpotrichiellaceae. Gene Ontology annotation, biological process: regulation of DNA-templated transcription. The coding region runs from base 1 to 2493 and encodes 830 amino acids. The record is from RefSeq and is a predicted model, not a curated record. Gene Ontology annotation, molecular function: transcription cis-regulatory region binding; DNA-binding transcription factor activity, RNA polymerase II-specific; zinc ion binding.